Verticillium dahliae VdLs.17 is the source of this 606-nucleotide messenger RNA. RefSeq lists its product as uncharacterized. The transcript has 2 exons. NCBI's taxonomy places the organism in Eukaryota, Fungi, Ascomycota, Sordariomycetes, Glomerellales, Plectosphaerellaceae. Bases 1 to 606 code for a protein of 201 amino acids. The record is from RefSeq and is a predicted model, not a curated record.
AUGGCCCAUCAAUUCUCUGAGCUGAAUGGGCUGCCACGACUCACCACCGACCGAGCCCAGUCAACAUGGAACGCAUUUGAUUUCUCCGACUUUUCUGACUUCUCCAUCCCCGACACGUCAGAUACGAUCAUGCAGCAAAUGUCCGACGACCUGCUCUCGGAUGCGCUUCUCGGCCUGCCGGCCAGCUCACCAGGCGCAGCCGCCGCACAGUCCGAUGCAUGGGACUGGAACAGUGAUGCUCAAUACUACUUGGACAACAACGCAAGCCGCCCUGCAGAAGGUAGUCCUCCCGCCUCCUCUUCACCACAUCAAGAGCCAGCCGAAGGGCCCGAGGCUGGCGCCGCUGCAGUUGACGUCCCUGGUGAGACUAUCAACGUGGGCCGCGAGGUGCUGGAGUUCGUACGCAAAGCUGCUCGGUUCGAGGAGCAUGUCACAAACAGGCUGGACAAGAUUGAAGAAGCUCUCCGUCUUCAGGAGAACAGACUGGAGGACGACAAGGCGCGGAUGUGUCAGGAAGUGGACGCAAGCAUCGAGAAGCUGAAGGCGUGGAUGAGCGAGUUGCAGAAGGUUGUGCAAGAGGCUCAUGGGCAGGGUGAGCUGAGUUGA